This is a messenger RNA of Galeopterus variegatus (Sunda flying lemur), 660 nucleotides long. Its product is annotated as ankyrin repeat and sterile alpha motif domain-containing protein 1B-like. The annotation marks the transcript as partial. Gene Ontology annotation, cellular component: cytosol. The record is from RefSeq and is a predicted model, not a curated record. Lineage: Eukaryota; Metazoa; Chordata; Mammalia; Dermoptera; Cynocephalidae. The transcript is spliced from 2 exons.
AUGACCUUUCUCAACAGGAGGACAAUGAUCCCCCCAAAGAAUAUGAUCCUGGGCAAUUUGCAGGCCUUCUUCAUGGGUCCUCUCCAGCCUACGAGUCCCCCGAGAAUCCAUUGCAUCUCUAUGGGAAAAGAGAUCAAUGUGAAGGACAAGUGGAAGUCAGUUCGGCAAACAGUCCUUUGCCUUUCAAGCAGCCUUCAGUAGAGAGUAACUCGGAACCUGUAGUAAAGAAAAUUAAACCCAAAGUGGUCAGUAGAACAAUUUUUCACAAAAGAAGCAACCAACUCGAAAACCAUACCAUUGUUGGCACAAGAACAGCCAGGAGUGGAUCGCGGAAUGGAGACCAGUGGGUUGUGAACACAGGGGGUUUCGUGGAGAGAGCCUGUACUCUGGGGAGAAUAAGGUCAUUGCCUAAAGCCCUGCUUGACAUGCACUUAUCAAAAAGUGUCUCUAAGUCGGAUUCUGAUCUCAUUGCCUACCCAUCAAAUGAGAAAACACAGAGGGUUAACUGGAGUGAACCUUCAACUGCUGAACACAGUUCCAAAGGGAAUUCCGAGAGGACACCGUCCUUCACGUCUGAAUGGGAAGAAAUUGACAAAAUAAUGAGUUCCAUAGACGUUGGAAUCAACAGUGAACUUGAAGAGAUGAAUGGUGAGACUGCGA